Balaenoptera musculus (blue whale) is the source of this 5595-nucleotide messenger RNA. It is a transcript of the gene ST3GAL5, whose product is annotated as ST3 beta-galactoside alpha-2,3-sialyltransferase 5. Gene Ontology annotation, molecular function: lactosylceramide alpha-2,3-sialyltransferase activity. The record is from RefSeq and is a predicted model, not a curated record. Bases 333 to 1517 code for a protein of 394 amino acids. The transcript is spliced from 8 exons. Lineage: Eukaryota; Metazoa; Chordata; Mammalia; Artiodactyla; Balaenopteridae.
AGCCGCGGACCAAGGCGGCGGUGGCGGCGGCGGCACCUGCCGGUCGAGCACAUUAAAGACAAAAGAAAUGAAUGGACACAGUGCAGAUGGUGCAGAGGUGAGCAUGACUAGAAACACGUAAACCCCGGGUUCUCCGAGGGAGCAUCUUAAGGCCACCCAGCCGUAUGUCAACUGCACGUGUGUGAAGAUGACUCUGCUUGGCCCUCCUUUUGUCAUGUUGAAUCCAAAUGGUCCCUUCUAAAUUGGAAAAAGACAUUCCAACCCAAGUAGGAGGAUUCAGUGACUUCAUGGGAAAUCAAAUUCUCCUACCUUGAGUAGGUGCACCCUAGAACAUGAUUAUAGCAAUGCCAAGCGAGUACAACCGCGUGAAGCUGAAAAGCGAUUGCUCGCGGCCCUCCCUGCAAUGGUACACCCGUGCUCAGAACAAGAUGAGAAGACCCAGCUUGUUGUUAAAAGACAUCCUCAAGUGUACAUUGCUUGUGUUUGGAGUGUGGAUCCUUUAUAUCCUCAAGUUAAAUUAUACUACUGAAGAAUGUGACACGAAAAAAAUGCAUUAUGUGGACCCCAACCGCAUAAAGAGAGCCCAGCAAUAUGCCCAGCAAGUCCUGCAGAAGGAAUGCCGGCCCCAGUUUGCCAAGAGGUCGAUGGGGCAGCUCUUCAGGCACAGGUACAGCUCGGACCUGCCACCUUUCGUGACGAAGGCCCCCGCAGGGAGCGAGGCCGAGUACAAGUACGACCCUCCUUUCGGAUUCCGCAAGUUCUCCGAGAAAGUCCAGACCCUCUUGGAACUCUUGCCCGAGCAUGACUUUCCUGCACACUUGAAAGCCAAGAGCUGCAGGCGUUGUGUGGUCAUUGGAAGUGGUGGAAUCCUCCACGGACUAGAGCUGGGCCAGGCCCUGAACCAGUUCGAUGUUGUGAUAAGGUUAAACAGUGCACCGGUUGAAGGAUAUUCAGAGCAUGUUGGAAAUAAAACUACUAUAAGGAUGACUUAUCCAGAGGGUGCGCCACUGUCUGACCUUGAAUAUUAUUCCAAUGACUUGUUUGUUGCUGUUUUAUUUAAGAGUGUUGACUUCAACUGGCUUCAGGCGAUGGUCAAAAAUGAAACCCUGCCGUUUUGGGUGCGACUCUUCUUUUGGAAGCAGGUGGCAGAAAAAAUCCCACUACAGCCAAAACAGUUCAGGAUUUUGAAUCCAGUUAUUAUCAAAGAGACUGCCUUUGACAUCCUUCAAUACUCAGAGCCUCAGUCAAGGUUCUGGGGCCGAGAUAAGAACGUCCCCACGAUUGGUGUCAUUGCCGUUGUCUUAGCCACGCACCUGUGCGAUGAAGUCAGUUUGGCGGGCUUUGGCUAUGACCUCAGCCAACCCAGAACACCUUUGCACUACUUUGACAAUCUCUGUAUGGCUGCCAUGAACUUUCAGACCAUGCACAAUGUGACCACAGAGACCGGGUUCCUCCUGAAGCUGGUCAGAGAGGGCGUGGUGAGGGAUCUCAGCGGAGGCAUCCAUUGUGAAUUCUGAACCCAGAAAACCUCACUUGAAAAUGCAGUUCUGACCCAGAGGGCUGUUUUUCACAGCCUUCUUGACGCGUCCUGCAAGAACUUUGAAGUGCAGCUGGUGUUUUUUCACUUUUAAUUUAAAAAACAAAAACAAUACAAAAAGUUCCGCUCUUCCCACUUUUUUCCCCUAUUUAUUUGAAGCCAGUGUUUUUGCACAAAAUUUUGUAAGUUAAUUUUGAGAAUGGGAAAGACUUUCCAAAGAGAAUUGUAUGUAAUGAUGUUUUAUUGUAUUUUAAGAAAGUUAUUUAAUUUGUAAAAACUCUGUUCAUGUCUACUGCACAUAGAAUCCCAGGUCAUUAAGUGGAAGAAGGGAGGCGACUCCUUUGAUGACAGCCCUGAAUGCCUGAUCCUGGUCCUCUGUUAGUCUGUUUGGUGGGACAGAUGUCGGAAGCACUUCCAGGGUGACGUGCUGGGUAGCUAAACCACUGGGACUGGUUGGGCCAAUGCUGCUGCAGGAGGCCUGGGCCGGUCGGAGAAGUUCACCGUCCCUCUCCAUUGAUCUGCCUUGUGCAGGAAGACCUGUAGGCAUCAAGCAGGGUGGCUGUCCUGCAGGUCCCAGGUCAAGGAGGGACACAGAGACAUUUUCUGUGUCCUCCGAGUACUGCAAAGCUGCCCCAGGCGGUAGAAGCCACGGUCUUCCCCGCAAUUAGGACAACUCUUGGAUUUCUUGAGAGUUUUUAACUGCCCUUCCAAACACUUAAACGUUAAUCCAGAUUAUUCCACGGUCUGUCUGAGGUGGCUUAUAAAAAUGAGGACAAAACCUGUGUUCUCCAGAGCCGUAGAGGAAUAAGCUCUUUCCAGGAAUAGUCAUGUUUUCUGAAACACUGAAAUGAAGUCCUCCCAGUGUUAUAAAUUGCCUAUUUAAGAAAAAACGUUUUUUUUUGAAUGCCUCCUUGGCAGUGUGUACCAGGCAGUGUGCUGGUCAAAAAAAAAGAAUAAAAGCUUUUGAGGAACUCUUACAGUCUAGUUAAUUUGAGUGUGUUUUUUUUUCCCCCCCCAGAAAAUAAGUUUAUGAGUCUAGCUAAAAUGUCCUUCUUGGACGCCACUGCUCGGCAGGGCCUCACUGCAGAUGCCUGUGAGGCGGGCUGGAGGAUGAAGGGGUCUCCUCCACUGACCGCUGCUGCCGCGCCUCCCCCAACUCUAUUUCUCCCGCGGCCCCGGUGCAGCUCUGACUCCCAGGCCAGGCCGAUGGCUCCCACGUCUGCCAGCUCCUCGGCAUAUGCGGGGCAAGGAGGCAGGUCAUAGCUCUGAAUGAGUCCCUUGGAUCUCCAGGGUUCUGGGGUCAAGCUCAGAGCAGCCUGCGUAGCAAAACAGGAUUUCUCUGGUUUUAUGUCUUUUCUUAAAAUUUUCUAUGGAUGUUGCUUUCUACUCUGUAAGACACUGUUUAGGAAGAAAUGCUUUACAAUUCCUACCUGUUAAAUGGUGAGACUUAGCUCUGAAUAUUGAGACUCAGGAAAAUGGUCCACAGCUGUCCUGUGAUUCAGGUGGGACCAGACCUGCACCACACACCUCCACCCCCUCAUCCCUCAGGGGCUACUUAGAGAAGCCCAAAUGCUUAUUAAAGAAGACAAGAAGCAGCCAGGGUCUAACACUUGGAAAGCUUUCCCCGUGCAUCCCCUCACGGGUGCACCUGGUCUCGUUUCCCCUGCCUUGCACAGCUGCUGGGGAGUAGCCAGUCCAGCACUUUCUCAGCUUUCAACAAAUACCAGACAUGGCCUCAUCCCUCCCCUCCUCCUCCUCUGUGUGUCUUUUUUUUUUUUUUUUUUUUUUUUUCCAUUUUUACGUUGCUUUGCCCAUGCCUCUCAACGUUUAAUUACUGGCAGGCAGUAAGUGCCCUAAGUGAAUAAAAAGGCGUAUCUUUUUCAAAGACCUUUCAUGGUGUCCACCAGUCAGAGUUGACCAGAGACCAUCUUUGAGAACUUUAAGCACUUCGGCAGUUUUCAUUAGAAGUUACUUCUUUGCUUCAGGGCUGUGUCUCCACCUGCUUUUCUGGGAACAGACCUCCAGGUGCCCCAGGGUGUCACAAGGUCGGUCUCCAGUAACUGAGUUUCCUCCAUCACGCUUCCAACUUUGUGCAGCCUUGUAGGCACACAUGCUCUUACGUGGAUGGAAUCAUUGGUUUUGAGGCAACUUAGGAUGACGUCCACGUGUUCUGUACUUUAACAUACUUCUCACUAGAACUUUGAGCCACAGAAAAUUUCAGUGAGUUUUAGUUUUUUGUUUUUUCCUACAGAGAGCUUAUUCUCUCCAGAAACCUAGGCUGGCCGUAGAAGAAUGUUUUGGGGACCAGGAUGAGUAUCUCCUGAUGACGUGUGUCGUGUUUCUAGGCAAAGCUAAAUUGGGAUCUUCUGAACAACUUCAUUUUUCUAGGUGUUACCUUGCCUUCUUCACUGAUACUUUUGUGUCACGGUGUUGUUGUUUUUUUAAAAUUUUCCAACAAUGUACUAAUAAGGCAUUGGCCAUGUCUAUUCUCACAAAUUUGGGGGCGGGGGCGGGUCUCAUCAUCUGUGGACCCAUUAGUUAAAAUGAGUUGUCAAGCCCACUGUUUGGACUGUUCCUGUUGAGCUAUGACCUCUUGACCGGCAACGGUCAGUCUGGUUUGUGUGCAGACAUGGGCUGACUGUAAAAGAAAACAAGCAGUAGUCACACCCUAGUCUCCCCAGGGUAUUAAAGAUUUCUGAAACCAAGGACCUCUUUAUUUUAACUACAUUCUAACUCCAGUGCUUUGGGACUUGAUAUCAAAGGGAUUGUUACACGUGCCUUAUUUCUGUCUUAGGAGAAACUUUUAGACCAGCAUCAUAGGAAGAUUUUGAAAUGGGAUCUAUUCUCCUUGGCAGGUUUACGGCAUCCAAGUGUGGGUUAUUUUUUCUUCCUUUCUUUGGUGCACUUCAGUCAAGUCCAUUGAGAAAGAAGGAAAGGACUAGUUCUGUGAUUUAGCAGAAUUCCCCUUAGAAUGAAGUGAGCUUUUAGAACGCGUGUGUAGCAAGCAGGAACUGUGCGACGCUGGGCCUGCCUUCCAUCCAUGCACAUGGUGACUAAAUGCUUCCCUCAAACAAAGGACUCUGUUGCUACCCGUGGGACUGACACCGUCUUCCCAGACGCUGACCCUCCCUGAAGGCCGCCCAGAUGACCACACCCUCAGCUCUCAGACCAAAGUGCAGACAACAGGGGAAAAGACCCAGUAGAUAGCGCACCCCCUGCCCUUCCCUGGAGGACCAGGCACCCUGGCCCAAACUUCUGUCUUUUUCUCUCCUUUCUUACAUCCCAAUGCCAUUUUAGCCUGUUUUCGUGUUCACAGAACAAGGUGUUUAUCUGUAUUUACCUACAACCGACACAACAUAAAACUGAAGUAAAUUGAGGAGAACCAUUCAUUCAUACGCACAUUCAAAUUUUGACAAGAAAGUAGUGUUCCGCAAAAGGAAACCGCAGUCUUUGUAGCUGGACUUUCAUUAUCCAAAUGACUCGAUUUGGCUAGUUCCCAGUAUUAAAUCCCAACCCAUUCCACAGACAGGAAAAGUAGCCGCUCAGCGGGGCUGUGGUGAAAUGAGAAUAAAUUACAUGCUGUGAAAUUUAGUUACGACUUUUUUAAAAGCAGAGUUUUCCGAUGAGCUGUGUCAAUAAGACGUGUCGGAAGAAUGACAGGUUCAUAAGUUUCCUUCUGUCUGGCAGAAGUGAGAUGUCAAGUUUUGCCCUGGUGUCAGGCAGCCAUCCAAGACUGGACAGAUGAGGCCACUGCAGCCUUUGUGUAGCUGGAAAUAUUAACAAAAAGUGAACUUUCAGAAAAUGUACAGUAAGAAACUGACUAUCCAGUAGACAUGUCAUAACAGCAAGAACUGUUUGUACGCUAAAAACUUGUAACUUCUAAAGGAGCGAUGUAUUUCCACCCUGUUCUCUGUUACCUGGCUUAUAGUUUUUUGAUUUAUCGAAGAAAAUCGGUUUCAAGAAAAAAAACGACGUUAAAGACAAUGAUGGAAUUCCCUGGCGGUCCAGUGGUUGGGACUCCGCGCUUUCACUCCUGAGGGAGCGGGUUCAGUCCCUGG